AUGGAAACAUUCAACCUAUUGCAGCUUCGUCGCCAAUUGAAUGUGAAAUGUGAUUCUGUCAAAAAGGACAUUUGCUCUGCGUACACUAAAUUCAAACCGAAACAAUCAGAAGUUCAAAAGUUUUAUCCGCGUGUUGACACGACAUGGCCCGACCUUGAUCCCAUGACGUGUUCCACUGACCUCCCCCCCCCCCCCCUUUUCAGAAGUCUCGUGGAUCCAGAGAUCCAGAGACAAUCAGUCCCAACAUCGAACACCAGAACAACAACCGCCUCCAGCAUUCACCUGUCUUCUGAUGCCUGCCUGCCUUCUACGCUUCGUCGUCAACUGAAUGUGGUAUGUGACGCUGUCAAAAAAGACAUUUGCUCUGCGUACACUGCUGUUCUUAACGAUAAUAAGGCAAUUGUUAUCAGUUUUAGAGGAACUCAAGGAUUCCUUCAAUUGAUUGAGGAAGCCGAUAAAUCUGUCUUCCAAUCUCAAUCUCCAUGGGUUGCCGGUGGGAAAGUAUCCAAAUAUUUCGGAGAUGCAUUCAACACAUUGUGGAAUGCUGGAAUGAAAGAUGAUGUUUCCUCUCUUCUUCACAAGAAUCCAACUUUCGAAGUUUGGGUGACUGGGCACUCUUUGGGAGGAGCCAUGGCUUCUCUUGCUGCUUCUUAUAUUGUUAAAAAUGGAAUUGCCACUGGAGACAAAGUAAAAUUGGUCACUUAUGGACAACCAAGAACUGGAACUACUCCGUUUGCAGUUGCUCAUGAUGCUCAAAUGGCCUAUUCGUACAGAGUGACACACAACAGAGAUAUUGUUCCUCAUAUUCCAAAUGAGGGAAUGGAAGACUACAAACAUCACAAGUCUGAAGUUUUCUAUAAAGAGUCCAUGAACCCUGGAGCAUCAUACAAAGUUUGCUCAUCGGCUGACGAGAGUAACGAUUGCUCGAAUGGACUGUUGAUCACUGCUUCCGUCUCCGACCAUCUCACUUAUUUCACCAAAGACGUUUCACAAUGGGGAGAAGCUGGGUGCAACUAA
Caenorhabditis briggsae is the source of this 1017-nucleotide messenger RNA. Gene Ontology annotation, biological process: lipid metabolic process. The coding region runs from base 1 to 1017 and encodes 338 amino acids. The record is from RefSeq and is a predicted model, not a curated record. The transcript is spliced from 6 exons. Lineage: Eukaryota; Metazoa; Nematoda; Chromadorea; Rhabditida; Rhabditidae.